AUGUUGUCGCGUAAUUCUGGAAUGACAACUUUGCAAAUACACGAGCAGAUUACCGCCGCCAUUCUAGGAUCGUUAGAAAGUGAGGAGAUGCGGGGAGUAAUCAUGAGUACCGAACGCUUCGAUUUCAUGUAUGAGCGCGAAGGAUGCGAUCGUAUUUCCGGCAAUAUAGUGGAAUGUGCAUCACUUAACCAAUGUUUCUUGGGUGGAGUAUUUUCAGGCGGACGUGAGGUGCUGUUGUGUACUAUAUGUCAUAAUGACUUGAGUGUGCAAGUAGACAGUCCGGGUGACGUUGGCCUCGGGAUCGGUUUGUUCUCGUACGCUGUAGCUCCUAUCAUUGAUAGACUCCGCAAUGGAGCCCUGGCGUGCUUCCAGCUGGAGGCAUUACGAAGAGGGUAA
Sphaeroforma arctica JP610 is the source of this 396-nucleotide messenger RNA. RefSeq lists its product as hypothetical. The transcript has 2 exons. NCBI's taxonomy places the organism in Eukaryota, Ichthyosporea, Ichthyophonida. The coding region runs from base 1 to 396 and encodes 131 amino acids. The record is from RefSeq and is a predicted model, not a curated record.